AUGGUGGUGUGGAUACAAUUGCCGGCCUUCCCGGUGCAUUUUUAUCACAAAGAGAUCCUCUUCAUGAUAGGGAAUAUGAUUGGCCGCUCAAUCAAGCUGGACUUCCACACGCAACAUCAACAGCGCGCGAAGUUUGCCCGGAUGGCGGUGGAGCUCGACCUUUCCAAGCCAUUAGUAACGCGAGUUCGCUUAGAUGGGAAAUGGCAAUACAUAGAGUAUGAGAACCUGCCUGCAGUUUGUUUUGAAUGCGGAAAAAUUGGACAUACGAAUUCGUUUUGUCCGUCCCUGGCGGCGAACACGCCAGCAGUCACCACCGGAACAUUGACAAUGGUACCGGAGGGCUGGUCGGAGACUUCGCCGGAGGACAAGGCCGGAUUUGGCCCUUGGAUGCAGGUUACGAGAAGGCCACGGCGCGGAUCGCGGACCUCUAAGAAAGGAAACUCUGGAGCGAUGCAGGGAGACUUGCCAAAUUUGGGGAAAACUGGAAAAGGAAAGAUGUCGAGCAGGAAUAUGGAAGUUUCUAACGGGCAGAAGGAGUCUCCAAACCAACAGGAGGAGACGGUGUGGGGCGGGACACAAGAAAAAGGAAAAACGCAUUAG
Linum trigynum is the source of this 600-nucleotide messenger RNA. The record is from the annotation of a GenBank genome assembly. NCBI's taxonomy places the organism in Eukaryota, Viridiplantae, Streptophyta, Magnoliopsida, Malpighiales, Linaceae.